Heterotrigona itama is the source of this 3215-nucleotide messenger RNA. The record is from the annotation of a GenBank genome assembly. Lineage: Eukaryota; Metazoa; Arthropoda; Insecta; Hymenoptera; Apidae.
AUGGGAGGAUGCACACAAAAUGAGUCCAGUAGAUUAGUCUUACGAAUUAAGAACAUUAUUCUUAUACUUAAAGCUGGGCACAUUUCUAUUCAAACAAUAAAGUAUAACUUCAUUUGUAAAUAAAAAAUAAAUUUUUCAUUGAAAUAAUAUCAGAAAUAAUUUAUUUAUUAUUUUUGAUUUUCAAAUAAAUGAUUAUUUGUUAUUUAAAUUAUGUAGGUACAAUAAAAAUAAUAUUUUUAAUUUUUAAUUUUCUUUUAUCUAUUAUAUUAUAUAAUAAAAGAGUUUUUUAGAUAUUAUUGUUUUUUUAAAUUAAUUUUUUGUUUACUUAUUAAUUAUUUUUUUAAUAAAUAGUUUGUAAUUCGUGUUUGUCUUUACUUUUGAAUUUUUGAACAGUUCUUACAUGGUUCCAAAGAAGAGAAUUAACUUUGUAGCAGUUUUUAAUGUACUAUACUCUAUAACUCUCUACUCUUAAUGUACUAUACUCUAAUUCUGCAUAUAUACAAAAUGAUAUACAUAAAUAAUAAACACAAAUAAUAAAUAAUAAAUGAAAUUGUAUUUGUAAAUAAAAAUUAAUCUCAUUUUAAUUAAUUUAUUUAAUUCUGUUCAUAUAAUAAAUAAUUAAUUUCUGCAUUUUAUUUAAAUUCUCAAAUAAGAAAUAAUUUUAUAUUUAAGUAGUUAUUUAAAUAAAGAUUUAUUUAUGAUUUCGUGGAAAUUGGAAAAUUGUUAUAUCUUAUAUAUUAGAUGUCUGAAUAUUCUUGUAACACUGUGUGCAAUUACAGUGUGUUAUAAAACUAUUUACAGCAAAAAAAGGAUAUAAAUGUACAAUUUCUUGAAAUUAGCAGAGUUCUGUUAAAAAGUGAGGACAGAUGAGGAGUUCUUUACAUAAGUGUAAAGAGUUCUUUACAUAAAUGUAUCAAAUGUGAAAAUUAGAUCUAGACUUGUAAUACUUUGUGUGAGACACUUCGCUUAUUUAACUUACACUCCCAAAUUCUGGUAUAUUUUUCAAAAUAAUCUAUAUAUAACAUAUCGAAUUAGAUCGUGUUACAUCGAAAUUUUUAUUUCAAUUAUAAUUCUAUUUUUACGUAUAUUUAGGCUGUGAACAGCAACAAGGAUGUAGCAUUAGUGGUGGCUGUGGCGACUCUGUACCGAGUUGUCGUCCUUUGGAGACAAAUAGAAGCGGAGUUGGUUCUGGAGGAGCUGGAGAUAAUCAAGGGCACAAUACGAAUCAAACUCAAGUUCAGCCCCAUGUGACAGUACCACCAGUUACUUAUCAACAAAGGCCCAACUCUUUAUCCGCUUGUUAUGCAUCAUGUUGUGCUGAAUCCGCAAAAAAGAUAUAUUUUGGAGUGUGUGUCACAAUAUGUGUCACAGCAAGCUGGGUUGGUGCGACACACUGUAUCAAGUAUUUGUAUUUUCACAAACCCGAAACACCUAAUUAUUCAUCGUUUUCUAACUCAUCUAUUACCGGUCAUCAUCAGCACACGGUUCCAUAUAAUGCUCCAUUCUUCACAACCUGGUUUUGUACGAAUUGGGAAAUUCUUUACUUCCCAGUUUAUUUUCUUUGUCAAUCUGCAAGAAUUAAGUGUAAUACACCAUCCGAAAUAAUUGCAGAGAGUUUACGAGGUUUUCGCGACAAAGGAUUUACUGGUGGUCGUUUCUUGAUCAGAUGUAGUCUUUUUUGUGGACUCUGGGUAGUUACGAAUUAUAUGAUACUAUUAGCAACCGAUGUUAUGGCACUUUUCGCAACCAACGUGUCUUGUGUAUAUUUGUUAUCAUGGGUUAUUCUUCAUGAACAAUUUGUUGGAGUAAGGAUAGUAGCAGUGAUUUUAUGCAAUACUGGAAUUGCACUUUUAGCGUACAUGGAUGGUAUUACUGGAAGUCCAACUUUAGGUGGUGUUGUUUUGGCAACAUCGGCAGCAGCUGGUUCAGCGGUUUAUAAGGUGCUGUUCAAAAAAGUCAUAGGAGAAACAACAUUUGGUCAGAUGUCUUUAUUCUUUUCCCUUAUUGGGCUGUGUAAUGCGGCGUUGUUAUGGCCAAUUUGUUUGGCUCUUUACUUCUCAGGAGCAGAAAGCAUACAUUGGGGACGAUUGCCGUGGACGGCAUUACUUUCAGCAAGCAUUUUGCAUUUAGCAUUGGAUGUUCUUUUGUACGGAGCUCAUUUCAUGGGAAUGAAAUUGGCAGGGAUGAUAUUUAUAGCAGUUGGCUUCUUCCUUGUAAUGUUUCCAGACAAUUGGCCGGAUUACAUAACCAGACUACUUCGAUUUGUAACAAGGCUCAAACUCAUUCAUGCAAUGAAUUAACAUAUGCUGUUUCGUUUACACAGCUUUUAGAUAAAUGCGAAUUGUGGAAAUUACAUAGUAUUGUAGUUAAGCAUAUAAUAUCCGACUUGCUAAUAAGUGUGCAAUAUAAUGGAAAAUGAAGUGCAUAUAAGUUUAUUCGAUGAAAAUGAUUAAUAUUGUAUAAAAUAUCUACGAAAAUAUAUUUUUUUAUAAUUUAUUCUGAUGCGUAAUGGUUUUUUGAAACAUUAAAACGUUAGAAAUUAACUUGAAUGUUUUAAAUUUAUUAUUGUUAUUAUUGUAAGUUGCAUUUUUAUUAUACAAAAUUUUUUAUAACAUUUAUUAAAUUUUUACAUAAUUUGUAUUAUAUAUUAUAUAUUUUUGAUGUUAAUAUUUUGAUUAUUCUAAUAUCAUGUACAAAUUAAUAUUUCUCUCUAAUAUUGAAAACUGAUAUGCACUUAGCAUUUUCUCAUCACAAAGUAUGCAUUUUGAAAUUAUGUACAAUUAAAUCUCCUAAGAGAGAUUUUAAAUAAUAAGAGAGAUCUUUUCAUUAAAGAGAGUAUAAACUGAGCAAUAUAAUUAAAAGAUAUUAGGAAACUUUUUUAUUGAAAAAAUUAAGUACUGAUAUAAAAAUAUAUGAACCAUUUAAAAAUAUUUUAUUUUUACGGAGAUAGUUUCUGUUUACAGUAAUAAUUAUUUGAUUUUAAUCUUAAGCAAUACAUGUUAUGUAUAGAAAAAUUUGUAUAGUUUUUCUCAAAUAUGUACAUAUAAGACUUUUUUAGUUCACUUCAUUAAUAAGAUCUAUCACAUUAUUAAUUUCUAUUCAAGUAUUUUUUAUAAAUUUAAUAAUGAGUUUUUUUUUAUAAAUUAAUAAUUUUAUUAAUCUUUAUUUUAAAUUAGACAACUUCUCAUCAACUAAAAAAUUUAGUUAAAUUGUAG